AUGCGGAUACCUAAACCAGGUACAUUUUCAAUUUUCAUUGAUUCCUAAAGUUCCCAGUUAUAGCCAAUUUUACACCAACAAAAUGGCGGUUUCCUGGAUUGCUCGCAAUGUUCACGGCCUCAUCUUCAGUGGGCGCAGCGUUGGGAAAUUUUUUGGCAAAUCAAUUGGAGGACGCAAAUUUUUUCUAUCGGCGGCCUGCGGAGGGAGAUGACGAUUGACAAUUAUUUUUUUCCAAAUAAAUAUUUCUUUCUUAUGCUGUUUGAGCAUCUCAAUUUCACGAAAAAAAAAUAUAACAAGAAAGCUUCCCGCUUCGAUUUUAAGGUGAAAAACAGCAGUAAACAUGGUUAAAAAAACUCUUCAGAAAAAUGAGUAAACCAGAAAUUUGUAAAUUUGGAAAUUAAAUUGCAAAUUGGCAAAAUUUCAAAUUCGCGCGUCUCUGAAGAGGCCUCUUAAGCAGGAAAAAAAUUGCCGAUGGGGCGCAAAUUCUCGCUAUAAUUUAAAAAAAUUAUUUUCUUUUUUUAUUUUUGUAUUCCUGCUAUUUUUUUCAGCUAUUUUCAUAGUUUUUUCAUCGGACAAAGCGAAAAUCGUUUCGAAACGCAUGAAAAAUGCCUCAAAACAAAAAUUAGUACAGUUUUAGAGCAUAUUUGGGCGCUUGUGAACACGCUUUUGCGUUUUGAAACAUGUUGCGUUACUCCAUUGAACAUGCCAUCAGCUUCUGGAAGUCAAUAAAAAUUUUCUGUGAUUUCUUUUUGACGAGGAUAAGAUUUUGUACAACUUUAUCAUUUUUUCCCAACCCUUAUUUGUAAUUUCUCUUAAAUUCACAGUUUUUCGUGAAUUUCCGUAAUUUCUGUUGCAAACCCACAUUUGUCAUAUAGCAGAUGACUGACAUUGACGAAAGAGAAGGAAGAACACCCAGUUUCAGUCAUCAACGUCACUUGGCUUCCAAUGAGUGGCAAAAUUGGCAAGGAAGCCAGGCGAAUAAGUUCGUGAGAACAAAUAAAGCUGAUUAUUAUUUUUUUUCAGAGAAGCAGACAACCUUGCGUUUGGCAAAUUUGAUUAUUCACCGAAGAUGACCGAUUCGGAAACUUUGGACUUUAUCAGGAAGCUCGAGAGGUCUUUGCGAGCUCACCAUAACAAGUUUAUUUCUAAUUAUUUCCGUUUCGAUUUGAUUUUUGCAGAACCGCAAAGAUGCCGAAAAUUGUGGCGAAACUGUUCCUUCAUCCAAAUUCUUCCGUGAGAAAAUGUGCCUUUUCAUGCGCUGUUUUAAUUUUGGCAAAUGUUGCAACGGUAAUAAAUUUUCAGGUUCAAGAAAAAAAUUAAAAUUUUUCAGAAGCCUGAGCAAAUUUUAGAAGCUUACCGUAUCGCUUUAUGUUGUUCCAACGGUGAUAUUGCUGAAAAUGCGCUAUCUUUUCUUCCACAAUUCGUCAAAGUUUGUCCAGGUUAUUCCCAACCUUCUCAAUUGAUAGAAUCGAACAUUUUUCAGAACAAGCCUGGAAUUUGAAUAAGUUUGGAAUAGCCGGCCAUGAAAGGAUAUCAUUUCCAUCGACCGAAAUGGAGAAACACAUCGCCAUGGCGAAUCAAUCUUCCAUGCGAUAA
Messenger RNA from Caenorhabditis auriculariae, 1596 nucleotides. The record is from the annotation of a GenBank genome assembly. Lineage: Eukaryota; Metazoa; Nematoda; Chromadorea; Rhabditida; Rhabditidae.